This is a messenger RNA of Ipomoea triloba (trilobed morning glory), 1982 nucleotides long. Its product is annotated as protein HOTHEAD-like. Lineage: Eukaryota; Viridiplantae; Streptophyta; Magnoliopsida; Solanales; Convolvulaceae. The transcript is spliced from 5 exons. The record is from RefSeq and is a predicted model, not a curated record. Gene Ontology annotation, molecular function: oxidoreductase activity, acting on CH-OH group of donors; flavin adenine dinucleotide binding. Bases 61 to 1806 code for a protein of 581 amino acids.
CUCUCAUCAAACCAACCAGUCUACUGCAGAUUCCAUACUCUCUCUCUUCUCUCUCUCAUCAUGGCAUUUGGUCUCUGUAAAUCGCUCAAUCUUGCGUUUCUUGGACUUUUGAUUCUCCAUGUCUCUUCUUCUGUUUCUGAAACAGCUCCGAAUUACUCCUUCAUGCACCAAGCAACGGCGGCGCCGAAAGUGGCGUACUACGAUUAUGUCAUCAUCGGAGGGGGCACCGCCGGGUGUCCGUUGGCGGCGACGCUGUCGCAGAACUACAGCGUUCUUCUGCUGGAGCGUGGAGGCUCGCCGUACGGAAAUCCCAACAUCACAAACCUGUCGUCGUUCGGCGUGGCCCUCUCCGACCUGUCGCCGACGUCGCCGUCGCAGCGCUUCGUGUCCGAGGACGGGGUGAUAAACGCGCGCGCGCGCGUGCUGGGCGGCGGGAGCUGCCUGAACGCGGGGUUCUACACGCGCGCGUCGCCGGACUACGUGAGCGACGUGGGGUGGGAGGGCCGCCUGGUCAACGAGUCGUACCGGUGGGUGGAGAAAAAAGUGGCGUUUAUGCCGCCGGUGAGGGAGUGGCAGUCGGCCGUCAGAGAUGGGCUUCUAGAAGCUGGGAUCACGCCGUACAAUGGGUUCACGUACGACCACAUGUACGGCACUAAGAUCGGCGGUUCCACCUUCAACUCCUCCGGCCAACGCCACACCGCCGCCGAUCUUCUCGAGUACGCUAACCCCUCCGGCCUCACCGUUCUCUUACAUGCUACCGUUCACCGAAUCUUGUUUAGACACAAAGGUAGUGUAAAGCUAAGAGCGAGUUCAGUGGUGUUUAGAGAUGCAUUAGGGGUGAGGCACAAGGCGAUCUUGAAGAAAGGAUCAAUGAACGAAAUUAUUGUGUCAGCUGGGGCCCUUGGGAGCCCACAGUUACUAAUGCUGAGUGGAAUAGGGCCGGCCCAACAUCUUAAGGACCAUAAUAUCAGUGUGAUUUUGGACCAGCCCAUGGUCGGACGAGGCAUGUCGGAUAAUCCGAUGAACGCCGUGUUCGUGCCGUCUCCGGUCCCCGUCGAGGUUUCCCUCAUUCAGAUCGUCGGAAUAACCCCCUUUGGUAGCUACAUCGAAGCCGCCUCCGGCGAAAACUUCGCCGCCUCUGUCCCUAGCCAUGAUUAUGGAAUGUUCUCUCCUAAGAUCGGACAGCUUUCAACGGUGCCACCGAAACAAAGAACCCCAGAAGCCAUCGCCGACGCUAUCGCGGCCAUGAGCAAGCUAGAACAACCGGCGUUCCAAGGAGGGUUCAUCUUGGAGAAGAUCAUGGGCCCACUCUCCUCCGGCGACCUAUUCCUCCGAACUCUAAGCCCGGACGACAACCCCUCCGUCACCUUCAACUACUUCAAGAACCCGGAAGACCUACAGCGUUGCGUGAACGGCAUCAAAGUCAUCGAAUCCAUAAUCGAAUCGAAGCCGUUCGCCAAGUUCCGGCUCGACAGCCUUUCCUGGAAGAUCCUCCUGAACAUGAGCGCGUCGGCGCCGGUGAACCUGCUGCCCAAACACACAAACGCCUCCAUAUCGUUGGAGCAGUUUUGCAAGGACAGCGUGAUGACAAUCUGGCACUACCAUGGAGGUUGCCAGGUCGGCAGAGUUGUCGACCAGAAUUAUAAGGUUUUCGGAGUUAAUAACCUGCGAAUCGUCGAUGGAUCCACGUUUUAUUACUCUCCUGGGACUAAUCCUCAGGCCACUGUUAUGAUGCUCGGAAGGUACAUGGGAGUAAAGAUAUCGAGGGAAAGACUUGCCAGAAAGAACUCAAAGAAGUCAAAGUGAUGAUAUGAUGCUCCUGAUUUUGUUCUAUUUAUUGUUCUGAUCUCUUUUCUUCUUCUUUUUUUUUUUUGGAUGAAAAAAUUAAAGCAAGCUUAUAUGAUGUUGAUGUUUCAAAAUAACUAUGAACUGUUGUAUGCAUUUCAUUGAAUAAAAUUGAAAAAAAAAAGAUUACUGCAAAA